Prorocentrum cordatum is the source of this 975-nucleotide messenger RNA. NCBI's taxonomy places the organism in Eukaryota, Dinophyceae, Prorocentrales, Prorocentraceae. The record is from the annotation of a GenBank genome assembly.
AUGCAGCUCAAAGACAUCGAGGACGAGUUCCGUAGUUUGCUCUGGAAUGCCAUUCCAGAUGUGCUGAUGCCCGAUUUCGCGCCUUUGGACGAGCGUCUCUUGGAAUAUGGGAAUCGGGUUGGGGAUUUCCAGCUCGUACGCCCGUAUUCGGAUCACCAGCACGUGUCGUUGGCGGUGAACGGGCAGCAUGAAUACGUCGUGAUCAAAGAGUACGACAAGCGCAGCGUCACCGAUGCCAAGGAGGUGGAGAGCAUAUACCAGGAAUUCUGUUUCUUGACGCACACCCUCGACCACCCACACAUCAUCCGUUGCGUAGGCAUGUUGCACAGCCAGUGUAGUGUGCAGUUGGUUCUCCAGUAUGGUGGAGACGUGUGCAUGGAGCAGGUGUUGUUGACUCAACCUGGGUACCGCUUGUCCAAGGACGAAGCCUUGGAUUGCAGUACCCAGAUCGCCAGUGCUCUGUCCUACUGCCACGCCCAGGAUGUCGUCCAUGGGCAAGUGUCUUUGAAACACGUGGCUGUAGAGACAUCACAGAAUCGGCACAUCUGCCGCCUUGUGGAUUUCAGCAUGGCAGCUCACGUGCCAAACUCCAGCGCAAGGGAGACCUGGUGCGGAUCUCUGCCGUGCGUGGCUCCAGAGGUGGCGCUGAACGAGCCGUACUUGCCUAAGCCAGCGGAUUGUUGGAGUCUUGGGGUGUUGCUCCUGGAGACCGCUUGCGGGCAAGGUUCGCUCAAGUUGUCGGUCCAGUGGCGCCGUGGCGAGCCCCUCGCUUACGCCGCGCGGCAAGUACUCGAGUUUUUCUCCCAUGCAGGUUGCCACAUCGAGGUGAUGACGAAGAUGGGUAAUCCACUCGACGGCGUAACACUGGCGUGCUUAGAGGCGGUGUUGAAGCCCGAGCCAGCUCGCAGAACGAGUGCCUCCGACAUGGUAGGGAUGUUGUCUACCAGGCGCACCGAGCAGGCCAUUUCUGAUUGA